Molecule: messenger RNA, 2892 nt
Organism: Ostreobium quekettii
Lineage: Eukaryota; Viridiplantae; Chlorophyta; Ulvophyceae; Bryopsidales; Ostreobiaceae
Source: the annotation of a GenBank genome assembly
AUGCAGGUAAGUGCCCUCCAUAUAUUUGCGCACCAUGUCCCUUGUGAAGUUGCAUCUGUGAUUCACCCCUGUUCUGUGAAUAGAAACACAGGGUUGCUGGUGCCACAUGUCUGCUAUGUUAAUGUUGACAUCGGCUUCCCUUCACUGAGUGGCAUGGCCUGUGUACAGGAGUGUCUGCCACUGAAGAUACUGACAAAGGGUCACAUGAAAUCGAAGGCCAUUCUUUGCACAGGAUGUGUACUGUACCUGGCGUUGGCUAUGGUGCAGCCUGCCGUGUCUCAGGCCGACGGCGUGGGUGGUGGCCAGGCCAUGACAGUGACAACCUGCCCUGAGCUACUCAACGCCCUGGACAACAUGUCAGUAGAUAGUGUGGUGGUGGAAGGGCACAUCGUUUGCUCCGUUGGGGAGGAGGUUUUGGUUGAUCGACGGGUGUCAGUGUCUGGACAACGCGAUCAGGAUGCUUAUGAUUCCAUAGACUUCAUGGGAGACAGCUGCAUGAUAAGGGUCACGGAGAAAUCUUCGCUGGACUUCUCCAAUCUGCUGCUCCUUGAGAACGGUCCAGAGGCGGGGUUGUUGUGCAGCGAAGUGCUGCCAAGUCCCACUGUUGCAUUCAGGAAUGUGUCAUUUGGUAUGAAGUCGUGUGAGUGGUUGAGUGACUCGUCACAGCAGGUGUGUCAGCUGCAAGAGGACGUGCUAUAUGCUGAAAACACGGAACUUGCAGGUUUGGACCUGGGAUACAGCUACGAUUUAGAUAUUGCCCAUUGCACUUUCUUCUGUGGGGUGGCAACUGCUGAGGAGAUCAUCGACCAGAAAACUGACCUGCCUGUGACCUGUGAGUCAAGGACUCGCAAGCCUGGGACGUUGAACGCAACGGUUGUGGGAUAUGUGGUUGGCUUUGUCGUCCCUAGCCUUGUCGUGCUGGUGGGUGUGGUGGCUGUGCUCAUAAAAACAGGGCGGCACAAACUGAUUUGGAGGAAGCUGGACAAGUUCCGGGGGCCUGCUGGUGGCAACUCUUGGAACUCGUUCUUGGAGCUUGCAGACGCCAAGGGACAUGCAGUAGGCAGUUCGCCAGGGUCGGCCACUUCUGCCACGCCUGUGCGCCUGUCACUGCCACAGAGGCGCAGCGAUGCUGUCAGCAGCAGCAGCACCAGCAGCCACAACAGUGGCAGUGGCAUUGAUCUUGGCAGUGGUGGUGAUGGUGGCAGUGGCAGCAUCAGUGCCAGCCCCAAGGAGCCCCCACUGUGGCACUGUGUCAGUGUGCAUGAGAUCACCCUCAAGGAGCCAAUGGGCAAGGGCCAGUUCAGUACGGUGUACAGGGGGGAAUACAAGGGCACGUCGGUGGCUGUCAAGAUGGUUGAGCAUGAAGGGCGGCUACUGGACUGUGGGAAGGUUCCCCUGGAGGUCCAACUGACCAAGGACAUCGCUCACCCCAACAUCGUGUCACUGCUGCUGGACAGGACACAGAAGCGAAGUACGCACAUCAGCGGGAUGUUCACAUCCACAGGCCUGGUUGAUACUGGAAUGUUUGGCAGCGGGGAGUCCAUGCUUGGUCUGACGGCCGUGUCAAACACGACGCUUGGGGAUGCUAUGUCCAUGACGGGUAUGUCGCAGACAGCGAUGUCCAUUGGGGGCUUGUCCAUCGGAGGCUUGUCCAUGACUGGACUGUCACAGACGACGAUGGGGGCCCAAUCGGUGACGCCAACCAUGACAGCGAUGUCGCAGACAACACUGGGGGACGUGUUCAGCGAGAUUGAAAUGCGGCAGCAAGAUGAGCGUGGGCGUGAGACAGGCGGGGAGUAUGCAGCGUAUACAACCUGGAUUGUGAUGGAGUACUGUGACAGGGGUUCACUAUCGAAUGCACUGUACAAGCACAUUUUCUGUCCCCCUGGGAAAGAUGCCAAGCCAAACAUGGCACACAUCCUGUUGACGGCCAUGGAUGUCGCAGCAGCUAUGCGUUAUUUGCACAUGAAGGGCAUCAUCCAUGGUGAUCUCAAGGCACAGAACUGCCUGCUGAAGACUGAUCGCAGUGACACCCGUGGGUUUGUUUGCAAAGUGGGUGACUUUGGCUUCAGCAGGAAGAUCGGCAUGAACACACACAUCGAGACGUUCACAUGUGGCACCGUCAGCCACCAGCCACCAGAGCUCCUGCGAGAUGGCAUCCUCACACCGGCAGCUGACGUUUACUCCUUUGGGCUGCUGAUGUGGCAGAUGGUUAUGGGCAAGGCACCAUAUGCAAACAUGAACAACCAGAGGAUUCUUGUGAGUGUUGUGGAUGGUCGACGGCCUCCCCUCCCAGAGAACUGUCCCCUCAGCUACAACCUCCUGAUGACAGACUGCUGGCAAGAGAACCACAGGGAGCGACCAGGCUUCGAGCAAAUCUUGGAUCGCCUAGGUGAUAUACUCAGUGCAUGGAGUCCCGAGGACCACAAGUCCACUUCCGAGUCACCUGAGGCCCUUGCUGUGGACUCUGGCGCGGAGAGCUUCAGGCUCCCUGUUCCUCGACCCACAGGACCUUGGAACUAUGACAUGGAUCGCAGGGGAGCUGUCUCCCCAGACGGGCUGAUUUGGAACCCAACGUCUCCGAGCAAGGGCAAGGGGAUAGCAGCGACACCUGUCUUUCCCCCCUCACAGGGUGGCCCGAGACCAGUCCAGCCGAUGAGCCCAGGAAGCCUCCUUCAACGCUUCGAUGGCUACAACCCGCUGUACCUGUCAUCUUCAGACGUCAAGAUGCCGGAUCCGAACGCCGAAACGCCUACAAAGAGUGAUUGCAUAGUGGGCUCCUUAAAGCAGCCUCAGGCACUGACAAAGACCACCAGUGAGGCCAUGCCUGUUGGUGCAGAACAGAAAGGAUCCAAGUAUGGGACGUUCAUAUUCACCACGCCACGGUCGUGA